Messenger RNA from Phytophthora sojae, 1170 nucleotides. RefSeq lists its product as hypothetical. The record is from RefSeq and is a predicted model, not a curated record. Bases 1 to 1170 code for a protein of 389 amino acids. The transcript has 3 exons. Lineage: Eukaryota; Oomycota; Peronosporomycetes; Peronosporales; Peronosporaceae.
AUGAACUCGGACGAAUAUUCAGGUCUUCAGCGUCUAAAGAUUCCUAUCAUUCCAUGGGGUGCGGGUAAGUAUCGUAUCAAGAUCCACAAUCAACAUGGAAUCACUACGUUCAUCUCGAAUGUAAGGAGUAUUAGGAACAGAAAGCUUAUAGCCAAGUUUUACAAGCUAUCUGAGAAGCGUAUCAACACCGAACUAGAUUACGAAUACAAGAAACCUCGUUCGUACAAGUUUGAAGAGAACACUGUUAUGGAGUCUCACGAAUACGUUGGAUUCCGUCAAGACGAAAUCUUCGAUAAGGUGAAGACGUUCCUGGAAGGGCUAACUCGCGCUGUUAAGAUUAACAUCCGUCUAGGUUUCAAGCUAAUCGACAGAAGCAAUGGGUUAGAGCGUGAUUACUAUCCGAGUACGAACACAGAAAUCUGGCCGUGUACUGCUCACUAUUCACGGUCUCUGCAGGCAACCACUUUCGAUCGGAUGCUCGAGCACGCGGCGUUCUGGGACUUCAUUCGAGCGAAAGGAAAAGCUGCGUCUGUGAGAGCAUUUCCUGAUAGCGAUGGAAAAGACUCUGAGAGGGCGUUAAAGUGGCUUAAAGAGAAAACAGGUCGGUACUAUCGCAAUGCAUGGGAUCCCUUAGUGACGCUGAGAGGCAAGCAUACUUUGAGAUUUUGUCCUACAAACGAGGGCUACGUCGCGGCGGUUCGCAACGUCGAGUUACACAAGAUCUCCAAACUUUGCAAGUCGUGUAGUGAUGCUGAACAACUCCUCAAUUCAAUCUCGUCAUUACUGGAUUAUCUUAUCAGUGAUGUAGGAUGGAGUAUACCAGGGGAUUGCAGAAGCAAUGUCGUCGCUGCUAUAAGAAACACAGGAAUGUCUAUCGAUGCUGCAGCGGCGGGCCAUUUGAUGACAUGUGAAUCGGAAUAUGCAGCCGCGGCGAGCAGCAUUGCUGAAGAUUUAGCUUGUGUGCGAAGUGAUCUGCAAGACGUCGCAGUAUCUGCACAAUGCGAUACAAUGUUUGCCGAUAAAUUUCUCUCGCGAGAUCACCACCUCAGUAAGCGCAAGAUUUUUGCUGACCUCGGAUCGCUGGAUAAAGGAGAUGCUCGUUUGUGCUCCAGUUCGGAUUGCGCAGCAGGGGGCGUUAAAACCCCCAACAAAAACGAAGGCAAAAACUAA